Molecule: messenger RNA, 981 nt
Organism: Closterium sp. Yama58-4
Lineage: Eukaryota; Viridiplantae; Streptophyta; Zygnematophyceae; Desmidiales; Closteriaceae
Source: the annotation of a GenBank genome assembly
AUGGCAGCGGUAUUUUUCCACGCGUUUCAGGCACAGGCGGCUGUGAGCCUUCUCAUCCUCCUCACCAUCCUCCCGUCGUCGCAUGCGCAAAGCUCUUACCUCGUCGUCCGAGCGAAGCAGCUCAGAGCCGCCUCCGACUCAUACGCCGCGGAUCUCAAGGUUGCUCAAGCCGUCGCUGCGCAGAAAGCGCAGGAUGAAGCCGAUGCUGCCGCCGAGAUCGCCGCUAUCGAGAAUGAUAAUACCGCGGAUAAUCUCCGCUCCACGCUGGUCAGCAUGAAAGACGCCAUGGAUGCCGCGAAAUACGAUCUCGACGACGCGAACAGAAUCUUAUCUCUCCGAAAGCAAGCCUACAUCCAAGCGCAGAUCGAUCCCACCAGCCACCCCGAGCUUCCCGCCGCCGUAAAAGCCGUCAACGACGCGACGCGCCGCGUGAAAAUGACCGCGGCGCUGCUCAACGAAUGGCGCAACGUCAUCGCGGACGCCGCGAUGGCGAUCAAGGAGGCGCUUCAGGCGUAUGAGAAAGACCCUUCCCCGGUGAAUAAGGCAGCUGUUGCGGAAGCGGAGUCCGUCCAGUCGUCCGUGGAAGAGGUGCUUCCAGAUAUCGAGAGCCAGGCGGAACGCGCGAAGGCGAAACUCGCCAAGGCUCAGAAUAACUACCAGAGGCUCGUCACACUGGGCCCCCAGAGCGUCGACAUUUUCAAGGCUGCGAUGGACGACGCGACGAACGACGUCGCACUGGCGCAGAAGUCGUACGACGACGCGGUGGCGAUCUAUAACGACGCUGUCGCCGCGCUGGACAACUUCAUGACGACGCAGGUCAAGGCGCUGGCGGCGGCGAAGGCGAACCUCGCCGCCGUGAAGGCGAGCCGCGCAGUGGCGGAUAAGCGCGUCGUGCAGCUGGCGGAUCGCGCCAAGGCAGGCCUUGCGCGCGCUGUGGAGGCAGAAAAGGCGGUGCAGGAUGCAGCGAUGGCCAAGCCGUGA